Messenger RNA from Nelumbo nucifera (sacred lotus), 646 nucleotides. RefSeq lists its product as uncharacterized. NCBI's taxonomy places the organism in Eukaryota, Viridiplantae, Streptophyta, Magnoliopsida, Proteales, Nelumbonaceae. The record is from RefSeq and is a predicted model, not a curated record.
CGGUGGUCCGGUGGCCGGUGGACGUCACGGGAAGUUCGCCAACUCCCACAGUGGAAUAGCUAGCCAUUAUUCAUUAGGCCUAAACAAUAAGUAAACCACUCAAGUCUUAAGUGAGACACUGAGACGACUCACACAGUUCACAGCCUAAGAUGCCAUGGAAGCUUUGUGGAGUUUGGAAGACAAACUGAAGCUGUCGACCCAGGAAACACUACUUCUCUUUGUGUGCGCUGCUUUCGCCGUCGUCGGACUCUGCGCCACGACGAUGCUGAAAAGGAAGAAGAUCGGAGGGAAGGAGCUCAUCGACGAAGGCCCUGGUGCUGUUAAAGCAGGUGGUUGGGGAACGAUAAAGAGAGCAUUGAUGUGUUCGGUGCGGUGGAGUGGAGCGUGUAGGUGGGAGGACAUGGACGCCGGGAACUGGAAGCAGCGCAGGCCACCACUGCUGGUGAAAGGAAGCUAUGAAGCAAAUGGAAGGUGGCAGAGCCAUAACUCGGUGUCUCCAGUGUGGCAAAGGCCGAUUCUGAUGGGAGAGAAGUGCGAGCUACCCAAGUUCAGCGGGCUCAUCCUUUAUGACGAGCAAGGAAGGCUGCUUCAUCACUCCAACUCCAACGGAGGAUCCACUACUCUCCAGGUGAUUUGGACUUUAUAG